Leptonychotes weddellii (Weddell seal) is the source of this 2404-nucleotide messenger RNA. NCBI's taxonomy places the organism in Eukaryota, Metazoa, Chordata, Mammalia, Carnivora, Phocidae. The record is from RefSeq and is a predicted model, not a curated record.
AUGCCCUUUUCUGUGGGAGAUCUGGACAAGAUCGAGGGCGUGUUCGAGCGGCCGAGCGACGAGGUCAUCCGGGAGCUGUCCCGGGCCCUUCGGCAGGCGCUGGGUGUGUCACUCUUCGGGAUUGACAUCAUCAUCAACAACCAGACCGGGCAGCACGCGGUCAUCGACAUCAACGCCUUCCCAGGCUACGAGGGCGUCACCGAGUUCUUCACAGACCUCCUGAACCAUGUGGCCACAGUCCUGCAGGGCCAGAGCACGGCCACGGCAGCCGCGGGGGACGUGGCCCCCCUGAGGCACAGCAGGCUCCUGGCGGAGCAGGCGGGCAGCCUGGCGGGCGAGCGGACGUGCAGCGCUGGCCCCGGCUGCUGCAGCAGCAUGAUGGGCCCGGACCCCCCCUGGACGUCGGAGGCCGACGCGGGCGGCGUGGGCCCAGGCGGCACCACCAAGCUCCCGCACCAGAGACUCGGCUGCACCGCCGCCGUGUCCCCCAGCUUCCAGCAGCACUGCGUGGCCUCGCUGGCCACGAAGGCCUCCUCCCAGUAGCCAUGGAGCCCGGGACCCAGAGGGCGGCGCGGGCCGCAGAGUGCACCUGCUGGGUCAGCCCCUCCCAGCAGUGACGCUCCCACUAAGAAUUCCCAGCGAUCUGAUUCUUCUUCUUUUUCGUCUUCUUCUUCUUCUCCUUCUUCUUCUUCUUUUUUAAUUUUUAACCUGAUUUUCUGAUGUCAUGAUUGAAAUAAGGGGUGGUGGAGGGGGAGAUGGAAAAGAACCCUAAGUGGUCCAGCCUCGGGGCAGAUGGACAUCCCGCCUGAUACCUGCUGUGCAGAUGUCUUCACUGGGUUUACACUUGCUGUGUCUUCAACACUAGUUCUGAAUGUGAGGUGGUGUGUGUGUGUGUGUGUGUGUGAGUGAGUGUGUGAGUGUGUGUGCACAUCCACGUCUGUUCGUCUCGAUGGCUGCUGUGGAUCAGGCCUCGGUGACCCCAGAGGGGGGCAGGCUUUUGACGGCUGAGCAGAGCGAGUGAGGGGUUCCUUCUCUCUCUUUUCUCCAAGCCCUCUGCACCUAGGCCGGGCCCCCUCGCUGUCACCCUCCGACUGGCCGCUUCCACAGCCUUGUGCGGAACGGGGCCUAAAGCCCCAACCAGGUGUGCAGUUGUCCCUCCCAAGAGCAAGAGCCAGAGGGAGUGAGAGGUGCACCUACUGUUUCCUUGGGGGAUUCCAUGCGGGGGGUCUGGGCUGUGGGCCACCUGUUGCCUGCCCACAAAAGGGAAGAAGGAAGGCCUUGAGUUGGCUUCCCCUUUCCACGUCCAGCUCCCUGGGGUCCACCAGGCCCUUCAGCAUGGGUCCCGUGCAGCCCUGCAGGGGGGCCUCCCUCCCUGACCAGGUGCUGCUCCCCGGGACCCAGGAGGAGAGUGCCUGGUUGGGAGCCCCCGGGCUGACCCGCCUGUGCCAAGGAUUUGUGCCGUGACUUUGGACAAAUCACCCCCGGAGUUGCUGGGCCUCUGUGUCCUCAUCUCUGAUGAGUGGUUGAGCCCAGAGCACUCUGAAGGGCAGGCUUGAUGCCCGAGCCCCUGCGGUGCAGCCUGCUUCUCUGAGAAGUCAACCUGCUGCGCCUCCGCUUGGCAUCGAGGCGCUCGGGGGCCCUCUUCCCCGGGAGGGGGCGGCUGCCUGUACGCUUCACGUCUUUUCACACCCACCCAGCGGGCCCGCUCCACCCUUCUCCCAUACUCACUGUAAGCCCUAAGCACUAAGCCAGCCAAGUGUGAAGGGAGCUGAUCCCCAGAGGGGAGGAAGCCGUUACCCCCUCCUCCAUGAGCGUCACCCCGGCCCCUGAUGGCAACAGAUCCCACCAGCCGAUCGGUCCGUUCCCACAGUGCAGCGGGCAGCCCACCUGCCCCUCCACAGAGAAGGGGGCCAGCGAGAGGCUUUGUCAGCCCUGGGACGAGGUGAACCUGGGUUUGAUGCAUAGGACCCCCUGAGCAUGAUCUUGUGUCUUCAGAUAUCCGUUCACUUUGAGAAAGCGGGAAGGGCCUCUGGGCUGCCCUGCAAGGUCCAGUGAGGGUGGCCCCAGAGAGGCUGCUGACCUGGGUGCUCGGAGGGAACUUCAGGCCUGGCUCAGCGGGGGCGUGGGGGUCGCCCACCUUCCGGAAAGGAAGGGCUGGGUGGUGGCCGCCAUCGAGCGGGGCUGGGCCUGGGGUGAGGGCUGGUGCCAUUGGAACUGCCCGGCUGUCCUGGAACCCGAGGGCCCACCGACUAACCGCGUUUACACGACUUGAGUGUUGAACCCCGAUUAUAAUGUCUGUACGGCGCCUUUCCUAGUCCAACCCUGAGCCCCGGGGAAGCAGGAAAGCGCGGCUGGCCUCUUGCACUGCUUUGUCUCCAAAAUAAACUACUGAAAUCAAACUACA